Messenger RNA from Zingiber officinale, 1749 nucleotides. Its product is annotated as protein indeterminate-domain 16-like. The record is from RefSeq and is a predicted model, not a curated record. The transcript is spliced from 3 exons. NCBI's taxonomy places the organism in Eukaryota, Viridiplantae, Streptophyta, Magnoliopsida, Zingiberales, Zingiberaceae. Gene Ontology annotation, cellular component: nucleus. Gene Ontology annotation, molecular function: DNA-binding transcription factor activity. The coding region runs from base 291 to 1520 and encodes 409 amino acids.
CUAGCUUUAAAAUUUUGUUUCUUUGCGAGGAUGUUCGUUCGUUCGUUCGUUCGUUCUCCCAAUGCGCCCUCGUCGCAGUGGGUGGGCCUCUUUCUCUCUCUCUCUCUCUCUCAGCGAUUACCAGUCGAUCGAUCGCCUCUCUCUCACGAGGCCAAUUCCAUAUCCCUUCACCAAAUAUCAGUGUAGAUCGGCCUGUCCUCCCCUCCCGAGACACACAACAAGAUUAAUCUUUUAAUUUUCUUCUUCUUAGAUCGACCAGUACGUACUCUAUUUCGAUCGAUCCAUCGUCAAUGUUAGGCUCUCCGUCGUCGCCGGCUCCUCCGCCUCCUGUCGGUGCAUGCAAUGCAGCCAACGGGGGCAAGAAAAAGCGACGGCCGGCGGGAACUCCGGAUCCGGAUGCGGAGGUGGUAUCGCUGUCGCCGAGAACGCUGCUGGAGUCUGACCGGUACGUGUGCGAGAUCUGCAACCAGGGGUUCCAGCGGGAGCAGAACCUGCAGAUGCACCGGCGGCGGCACAAGGUGCCGUGGAAGCUGCUGAAGCGGGAGGCUUCGUCGUCGUCGGAGGUGCAGGUGCGCAAGCGGGUGUUCGUCUGCCCGGAGCAGAGCUGCCUGCACCACGACCCUUGCCACGCCCUCGGCGACUUGGUCGGCAUCAAGAAGCACUUCAGGCGGAAGCACAGCACCCACCGCCAGUGGGCCUGCGCCAAGUGCUCCAAGGCCUACGCCGUCCACUCCGACUACAAGGCGCACCUCAAGACCUGCGGCACCCGCGGCCACUCCUGCGACUGCGGCCGCGUCUUCUCCCGAGUGGAGAGCUUCAUCGAGCAUCAAGACAGCUGCACCGCCGGAGGAGCCCGGAUGCAGCUCCGCUUACCGGUGCCGCCGGCGUGUUUAUCACGGACGACGGCGUCCAGUCCUAGCCCCUCUAGCGACGCCGACUUCACCCCCGCCGCGUCGCCUGCAGGACCCGCCGUCUUCAAUCUCGGCGCCGACCGGCCUUCCUCCUCUCGGCCCGUAAUUCAUCCGCACCAGUACUACCGCAGCGAGCUCCAACUCCUCCCUCCAUCCUCCCCCUGGUUGUUAUCUCCGGCGACAGACGGGAGGGCAGACGCCGCAAAAUUGCAGCUUUCAAUCGGCCCGCCGGCCGACGAGGAGGAGAUGAAGCGGGCGAUGGCGGACAAGUCGCUGGCCGACGAGGCGUGGCAGAAGGCCAGGAGGCAGUUGGAGCUGGCCAAGCUCGAGCUGGAGAACGCGCGGCGGAUGCGGCAGCAGGCGCGGGUGGAGCUGAGCCGGGCGCACGCCAUCCGCGACCGCGCCGUGAGGCAGGUCAACGCCACCCUGAUGCAGGUCACGUGCUACGCGUGCCGGCAGCAGUUCAGAGCGCCGGCGGCCGGUGCCUCCGAGGAGAAUAACUCCGUCAUCGUCAGCCACAUCUCGUCGGCGGUGACCGAGGGCGAGGAAGACAUGGCCAACGACCACCGUAACAAACAUCGAGAAAAGAUCUCCCAACUAUUGCCAUAACUCAAAUUACUACAAUCCCAUUCAUUCUCUGAAUGAUCCAUCCUUUUUUUUUUUUUUUUUUUUUAUGGGGUGAUGCAUGAUUUCAGGAAGACUUGUUGGAAAAUUGUGAAUGAAGAAAGUUGCGGAUGGAAAUAGACUUUGAUGUGAAUAAAGCAUUAGUCUCACAUUAGAAGUUGAGUGACAUUAAGACUUGAACAAAGUUGUCGAUAUGCAAAUAUAUAAUCCGGAU